Messenger RNA from Miniopterus natalensis, 1129 nucleotides. It is a transcript of the gene POLR2E, whose product is annotated as RNA polymerase II, I and III subunit E. Gene Ontology annotation, cellular component: RNA polymerase II, core complex; RNA polymerase III complex; RNA polymerase I complex. Gene Ontology annotation, biological process: transcription by RNA polymerase II; tRNA transcription by RNA polymerase III; transcription elongation by RNA polymerase I. Lineage: Eukaryota; Metazoa; Chordata; Mammalia; Chiroptera; Miniopteridae. The record is from RefSeq and is a predicted model, not a curated record. Gene Ontology annotation, molecular function: DNA binding.
CGCAGUGAGUGCGUGCGGCGGCCGGCAUGGAUGACGAGGAGGAGACCUACCGGCUGUGGAAGAUCCGCAAGACCAUUAUGCAGCUGUGCCAUGACAGAGGCUACCUGGUGACUCAGGAUGAGCUAGACCAGACACUGGAGGAGUUCAAGGCCCAGUUUGGGGACAAGCCGAGUGAAGGGCGGCCAAGGCGCACAGACCUCACGGUGCUGGUGGCCCACAAUGAUGACCCCACUGACCAGAUGUUUGUCUUUUUCCCGGAGGAGCCCAAGGUGGGGAUCAAGACCAUCAAGGUGUACUGCCAGCGCAUGCAAGAGGAAAACAUCACCCGAGCCCUCAUCGUGGUGCAGCAGGGCAUGACACCCUCUGCCAAGCAGUCGCUGGUUGAUAUGGCCCCCAAGUACAUCCUGGAGCAGUUUCUGCAGCAGGAGCUGCUCAUCAACAUCACAGAACACGAGCUGGUCCCAGAGCAUGUCGUUAUGACCAAGGAGGAGGUGACGGAGCUGCUGGCCAGAUAUAAACUCCGAGAAAACCAGCUGCCGAGGAUCCAGGCUGGAGACCCUGUGGCACGCUACUUUGGGAUAAAGCGAGGGCAGGUAGUGAAGAUCAUUCGGCCCAGUGAAACCGCAGGCAGGUACAUCACCUACCGGCUGGUACAGUAGCCACCCCACCACCUGUCAGCCCCGGAGACAAAUGGACUGUGUCCAGCCUACCCAGGCAGUUGGCCUGCUGGCGACCUGCCCUGCUGGAAUCUGCUUAACCCUGGAGAUCUACCUGCUGCUCCUUUGGAACCCAAGGCAGGCUGUGUGUUUGCCUUCCCUGGGCUGAGGGCCCUGUGGCCUCAUGUGGACACUGAGCCCUACCUGGCAUCCCGUGUAAUGGUUUCUCAGGAGAGGACAGGAUGCUAAGGGGAGACCAGUGAGCCAUCCAGCAAUCAAGACAGUCCUAGGUUCUUGUCUGUCCCCCCCUGGGCACCCUUAGCUGGCUCCGCACAAAUGGGGCCUGGGUCUGAGUCUCUAGUCAGCCCCCACUUCCUGCUUCCCAUCUCCAUGCCCCCCUCACAGUGGCCCUGUCCCUGACUGACAGCACUUUGAGAUCAGCAGGCAGAGAGAUUAAAACACAUCUGGACCUA